AUGUAUACGAAAAACUGCCUAGCGUUGCUCGUUACAUCCGUGCUGUUCCUGCAGGACUACGCUGUUAGCGCCGAUGUCAUUGCAGCCGGCGAAAAUUUCCGCACAGUCGACAAGUAUGCCCACCGAAAAGACCGCAGCAGCCCUGCGGGUUUAAGCUCCGUCCUUGCUGCUAGAAACAUCCCGUGCUCCCAAAGUGGUGGCGGCGGUGACUGUGACCCUGCCUCUGGCUCUGGCAGCUCCCUAGGAGGCAGUGGAGCAGGAUCCUCUACCGCACUAUCGCCGGCGUCCUCAUGCGCCGUCACCAUCGGCCCUGUGGUGCUUGCCCCGGCCCCGUCCACGGCCAGUCUCAACCCCGUGGCAAGCGCCCUAUGCGCUGCCUGCCCUCCUAUCAACUGUGCUGGCAGCAGCAGCAGCAGCAGCAGCAGCAGCAGCGUACGAGGAGCUGGUGCUAUACCUACUCCUGUAACUGUGACUGUGACCGUAACCAGCACGCCCAGCACAACAGCUAGCAGCAGGUCUGCUGCCGAAGUGUCCAGCAGUGCAGUUGGGACAGGUGAAGUAGCAAGAGAAAGCAGUACAUCUUCCGCCCGGCCAUCUGCGUCAGCUGUGGUCAUUUCAAGCUCCAGACCCCCAAGCGGCAGCUCCAGACCCGCUGGCCGCAGCUCCACGCCUCUGAUCCCAGAAGUCAGUACCACUAUCGUAACAAUCCGGAGCACACUUCAAACGGUGUCAACGACGGUAGCAGUGGCAGGGGCAGGGGCGGGGGCGGGGGCAGGUGCCAGUGCCAGUGUCAGUGCCAGUGUUAGUGCCAGUGUCAGUGUCAGUGCCGGAGGCUCUACUACGGCGCGGGCGUCGCUUCCACCCGGUAUAAUUCGCCGCGUAGUGUUGGGGAUGACGAACAUGACGGCGCCCUUCGCUAACACGAGUAGUAUUGUCUCGAAUGCGACGAGGACGUUCAACGUGACGAGCCCGUUGACCGUGCCUACCCGUGAACCUGUGCCUGUGUAUCGGUUUCACCUGCGAGAUCGCAAUCAUUGA
This is a messenger RNA of Penicillium chermesinum, 1038 nucleotides long. RefSeq lists its product as uncharacterized. Lineage: Eukaryota; Fungi; Ascomycota; Eurotiomycetes; Eurotiales; Aspergillaceae. The coding region runs from base 1 to 1038 and encodes 345 amino acids. The record is from RefSeq and is a predicted model, not a curated record. The transcript has a single exon.